This is a messenger RNA of Cannabis sativa, 2037 nucleotides long. Its product is annotated as WAT1-related protein At1g09380. Gene Ontology annotation, cellular component: plasma membrane. The record is from RefSeq and is a predicted model, not a curated record. Gene Ontology annotation, molecular function: transmembrane transporter activity. The transcript has 7 exons. The coding region runs from base 221 to 1399 and encodes 392 amino acids. NCBI's taxonomy places the organism in Eukaryota, Viridiplantae, Streptophyta, Magnoliopsida, Rosales, Cannabaceae.
UCUAAAAAGUUCCAAACAUACAUAUCUCUCUCUAUAUAUAGCUAAUCUCUCUAGUUCUAAGCAUUUAUUACUCUGUUUCAUUCUCACUUUGACUCAUCAUCAUAAAUCAUAAUCACUCUUUCACACCCAACCAACUAACCAACCCCUUUCUCCUUUCUUUCUUCUUCUUCUUAUUAUUAUUAAGAGAAGAAUUGAAGAAGAAGAAAGGGAGUAAUUGAAAAUGGGGUUGGGAAAGAAAUGGUUUUUAUGGUCACAAGUGGUGAUUGGAAUGUUAUUGGUUCAAGCAUUCGCAACUGGUAUGCAAAUUCUAUCGAGAAUCAUUCUUGUUGAAGGAACUUUUGUGUUUGCUUUGAUGACAUAUCGUCAUUUGGUUGCUGCUCUUUGUGUUGCUCCUUUGGCCUUCUAUUUCGAAAGAGUUAGUGAAGUAAACAAGUGUAAUAAGAAUGUUUGGUUUUGGCUAUUCUGCAAUGCCUUAGCAGGGAUAACAGGUGCUAUGGGAUUGUUUUAUUAUGGGCUGAGAAAUACAACAGCUACUUAUGCAACAAAUUUCCUCAAUUUAGUUCCUAUUGUCACAUUUGUUUUAUCAAUUUUACUCAAAUUAGAGAGGUUGAAUCUACAUACAAAAGAAGGUAAAGUGAAAUGUAUUGGGGCAUUAAUGUGUGUAAGUGGAGCUCUUAUAACUAGUCUUUACAAAGGAAAAUCAUACUACAUUAUAAGUCAUCACCAUACUACAAAUCACUCUCAUACCAUUCCUCACACAACUCAUACCAAUUGGCCACUUGGCACUCUCAUGUUGGUUGGCAGCUGUUUCUCUUGCUCUGCAUGGUUCCUUAUACAAGUUAAGUUGAAGAGAAUAUUUCCAUAUAGAUAUUGGGCAAUUCUUUUGACAUGCCUUAUAGGAGCUGUGCAAUCAGCUAUAAUUGGUUUAUGUAUAGAUACAAGUGUAGGUUCAUGGACAUUAGGCUGGAAUCUACAACUCAUUACUAUAAUUUACUCAGGAUCACUUGCAACAGCUGCUACGUUCUGCUUAGUGACAUGGGCAAUUUCACUUAAAGGGGCCACUUAUCCGUCCAUGUUCAACCCACUCACUCUAAUUUUCGUAUCUUUAUCUGAAGCUAUCAUACUUGGUGUAUCCAUAACAACUGGAACUUUGAUUGGGAUGAUGUUGAUCAUAUUUGGAUUGUAUUCCUUUUUGUUGGGAAAUAAAAAGGAGAACAAAAGCUUAGUUCAUGAUGAGAACAACUUAGAAGGAGAAGGAGCAACAAAGAUGUUAAUAAAGAAUAAUAAUAAUAAUAAUAAUGUUACUAUUAAUCAUCACAUCAUUCCAACUGGGUUGGAGCUCACUACCAUUAAUGUUGUGCCAACUACUUCACCAAAACAAAUAAUACAACAAAAAUAAUAUUGAAAAAACAAAUUAUGUUAGAUAAAAUGUGAUCUUAAUCACUUACUAGCUAUAGCUAAUUGGAGUUUUAAAUUUUGCUUUUUGGCUACUUCAUAUAUCUAGAAAAAUGUAAUUUAAUUAUCGAGUUUUUCAGUAACAUAAAAAAGUACUAAACAUUACUCGUACAUUAUUACUUAUAUAGUGUUGGAUAUUUUAAAAUGUAUCUAUAAUAACAAUACUUAUUCAUUGAUGAGAAAAUGUUUCAAAUCAAGAAAAGCAUUAAUGAUAAUAGUAUGAAUAUCAGGUGAGUUGAGAGCAAUAUAACAAUAAAUCAACUCCUCCAAAUCAUUCCAAUCAAAUUCACUACCAAAUUCUUCAUUUUUCUUCAUCAUCAUCAUCAUUUUUUCAAGUAUUGAUUCUCUUAUAUCUAAAGAUGUAUUUGUACUUAAUUUGACCACACAUGUACUCUCUGAAAAAACACCGCUCACAUCAUCAGGCAAUCUUGCUGAGAAACUUUCUUUCUUAUUAUUCUGUGUCCUCCUUUUCGUCAUUGAUCUCGUUCGCAGUGUCAUUGACAUUUCCCGUGCCUUCUCAUCAUCUUCUUCUUCUUCUUCUUCUUUUUCUUGGGUUGCAUCCAUAUGAUCAUGAAUUGCUGU